AUGUGCGCGGACCCGAAGUACUGCAAGGUGACGGUGCACCCAGCGGCGUCGCCGCCUCGGAUGCGUCGCCAAACUGUCGGCGACGAAGGUCUUCCGGCCAUCCGCAACCGGCCGUACAAGCGCGCGCCCCCGCCAGUGCCGCCUUACAAGGCGCACGCCGCAGCUGUCUAUGACAACGUCGAGGAGCUGGUUCAGAAUGACGACGCGGCCGACAUCGCCGUACUAAGCGAGGACGAGCCGAUCUCUCGCCGCCGUGCGCACACCACGUCGUCGCUAUCGUCGUCAGUGCGUCUGUCAAACAUCCUGAACCCGUUGUCGCGCAUGACGAUGCGCUGGACGGAGCACUUUGCGGACUCGCCCAACAAGAUGACCGAGUCCUCCACGACCAGUGUGUCCUCCUCGCCGAAUGUACUGGACACUCCGCCACCGCUUAUGACACCGCCGCCUAUGAUGGACCUGGCUAACUCGUUCCUCGACGUGGACACCGACGGUAGCGAUGACAUCCUGCGACCGACACCGACGUUCGAGGACAUCAACAGUCUCAUGGCUGGCACGCCCCCGAUCCCCGCAGGACUCACGCUGGACAUGCUGCCGACUGAGUACGAGACGCCUCCGAUCCCGUCACACGUGCGCGACGUGCUCAUCUUCAACCAGAACCAACAGCGUGGUAUGUCGCCGUUGGCCAUUGAUCAGAGCGACGACGAGUUCGAAAGCGAGAGCGAGAUCGAAGACGACGACGCCAGCAGCGCCACGACGGAUGACUACGGCGAGGACCCCACGAACCGAUCGGUGGACAUCGACAGCAUUCGUCAGACACGCUCCCAAGCUCUGGCCAACUUCGAGGCUUCGCUCAUUCGCCGUAUCCCGCGCUCGCGCACCACGGAAGUACCGAGGAAAGUUGGAGGCUCGGCCCGUAACAUUCGCGGCAUGAGCUCGCCGCCUCGUAUGAUGAGCCAAGUCAUUCGUCGCAACGUUACAGUACCCGACGGUGGCGCCGCCGCUGCUGCGGGAGCUGCUGCACCUGGGUCUCGCCAGCUCAUCAAUGAGCCUUCCUCAGUGCCAAUGUACCACGGACAGGAGCUGCACCUGGCAUUCAAGACGACCACUGGCCAGAUCACCCAAGUGCAAGGACAUUCGAAGAGACGAGGAGUUGGCCACAAGAACCCUUUCUCGCGGCGUGUGCGUUGCUACGGUAUUCAGCCUUACGAUCAGUUGGAGGACGCAGAUACCCUCCGUAUCAUUGGGCACACCACAGAUGGGUUACUUCGCGGCGGAGACUGCAUCUCGCUGGCCCGCACCGACGGUACAGUGCUGCGUAUGCAGAAGAUCUCCAAGAAGCUUACCUUCAGCAACAAGAUUGACGUACGCGCCAAGUUUGUCAUCACUGGUGUCCCCGACCGCACACCUGUAACCUCAACGUCCAAGUUCUACCUGCAGAGUGUGUACGAUCGCAAGAGGACAGUGGGUUUCUUGCCGUCUCGGCGCGAAAGCCACCCGGGCUGCCUUGCCAUGUACGUCCACCGCAACGUGGACGACAAGGUCGAGCCGAUCCAGUUUUUCAAGCGCCACCCGGGCCACAGCCUGGCGUUCUGGCACAACCCACAGCAAUGGGUGUAA
Phytophthora sojae is the source of this 1617-nucleotide messenger RNA. RefSeq lists its product as hypothetical. The coding region runs from base 1 to 1617 and encodes 538 amino acids. Lineage: Eukaryota; Oomycota; Peronosporomycetes; Peronosporales; Peronosporaceae. The record is from RefSeq and is a predicted model, not a curated record. The transcript has 2 exons.